AUGAGUUUAGACUCACUCUUCCAACAAAUUCUCCAGGCUGAAUAUCAGCAGUCGGAACAGACACAAAAACUCAAAGACGUAAAAGUGGAAAUUAUCCGAUACAAUGAGAAGAUUAAGAGUGAAACCGAGAAAUAUAAGCAAAUCACAGAUGAACUUGAUAAAAAGGCUGAGCAGUUGUCCACCAUGACUCUGCAGUGUGAUAUGAUGAGAAAAUGCAAAGACCAGGCAUUGAAGCAAAUUGAGGAGCAGCUUUGUCAGCAGAGUCGCCUCAAUAGUCGUCUGGCCAAGAUCAAGAAGGAAUCUAAAGAAGAAGAGCAUCAGUUCCUCCAGGCGAUCACCAAAUUCAACACUGACUUCAGCCUGACAGGGAACAGCGCAGCCGUGUUGGAGAGCCAGACUCACGCUGAGAUCCUGGCCCUGCGCAGGGAGGCUGAAACUUUACUCAAGGAGAUGGAUGACAUGAAAAGCAGGAACAGCCACAUGAGCUCCACAGUGGAGGAACGGAGCCGGCUGCUGCUGGAACUGCAGGAGCUGAAGAACCUCCAGAGAGACCUGGAUCGGCAGAGGAAGGAGGCCCGAGCACAGACCGGCUCUCUGCGGUCAGAGGUUGAGUUCGUUAGUCAGAAGCACCUCACCGACAGCACCUGUCUGAGCCUGAGGAAGGAGCUGGAGCUGGAGCUGCAGAAAAAUGAAGACCUUGAACAACUGCGGCGGUCCCUGAGCUCCGAGAUGCAGCUCCUCCAGGCAAAACUGAAGAGCAACCAGGAAAGUGAGCAGCAUUAGGAUUAGCCCCCCGAUUCAGGAUGUUUACAUUUACCAUCAGCAUUACU
This is a messenger RNA of Xiphophorus maculatus (southern platyfish), 830 nucleotides long. It is a transcript of the gene ccdc172, whose product is annotated as coiled-coil domain containing 172. Gene Ontology annotation, cellular component: cytoplasm. NCBI's taxonomy places the organism in Eukaryota, Metazoa, Chordata, Actinopteri, Cyprinodontiformes, Poeciliidae. The coding region runs from base 1 to 783 and encodes 260 amino acids. The transcript is spliced from 8 exons. The record is from RefSeq and is a predicted model, not a curated record.